UCUGAGCAGGGGUGUGGUGCCGCAGCUGCCUGGAGUGUCCCUCGGGCAUCUGAGGUGCAGGACCGAGCUCUGCGCCCGCCCGUCAGAAAGCCGCGCUCUGGCAGCUCUGCCUGGCCAUGGUCUGAGCCGCCCCAUGCGCCUGCCCAGCUCGGCAGGAUGCAGCAUUAUGGUUCACGCAUUCCUCAUCCAUACACUGCACCCUCGGCCCGGGGAAGAGGCUGGGCUCUGCCGGGUGCUGUAUUCCAGGGUCUUUGGCUCUGAGAGGCUGGACCAGUCACCAGAGGAGUCCGGGCCGCAUGAUCUCGAGAAGGAGAGACUGGGCAGGAAGGAGCAGAUUUUGGCUGUGGCAAGGCAGGUGGAUUCAACAUGUAAACUGCUGCACCAGGCGUCAGGGCGCCCUGCCUCUGACUUCCCCAUCCAGCUGCCCGACGAGCCAAUUUCCCUCCAGGAUGCCCCAUCCGGGGUGUUCCGCCUCCCUCCCGGGGAUCCCUUCUGUGAGAACAAGAUGGUGCUCUGGCUAGGGGUCCUGUCUCUGGGCUUUGCUCUGGUGUGUGAUCCCCAGGAGAACCUGAUGCUGGCUGAGAACACCCUGCGGCUGGUGGUGAAGUAUCUCCUGGAGCAUCUGAAGCUGCUAAGCCAGGGCAGCAACGUGGUCCUCAAGGCAGACAAGACCGAGAUCAUCCUGAGCAAAUUCCUGCCCCAUGGGCAGUUGCUCUUCCUGAAUGAUCAGUUUGUCCAGGGACUGGAAAAGGAGCUGGUUGCCUGUCUGUCCAAGUAGAAGGCUCUUAGUGGAACAAGCCAUCCAGACAGCAUGAACACUGGGAGGGGCGGAGGGUGCACUGUCGUUUAAAGGAGACACAUCAAGGUUGGUAACUGUGGCCCUAGUAGGUUUUAUUAUCAUCGUCCUGGCCAUACAGCAUGUCCUGCUGGCUGCAUCCCCCCAAGGGACCCACUGAAAUCUCCUGUCCCACAGUGGAGGCAGUUGCAGCCGUUAGAGGGAGGGGGAGAUGUGCGUGCGGUUGGGUGAUCUGUACUUGUCCCCUGCUUGAAACGAUUGCUCAGUUCCUAUUUUCAAUAAACUAGGCUCGGCUGGGAGAAACCCGCCUGCGUCACGCACUGCGCAA
Messenger RNA from Caretta caretta (loggerhead turtle), 1124 nucleotides. RefSeq names its product adaptor related protein complex 5 subunit sigma 1 (gene AP5S1). Gene Ontology annotation, cellular component: AP-type membrane coat adaptor complex; cytosol; lysosome. Gene Ontology annotation, biological process: double-strand break repair via homologous recombination; endosomal transport. Lineage: Eukaryota; Metazoa; Chordata; Testudines; Cheloniidae. The record is from RefSeq and is a predicted model, not a curated record.